AGCUUCUUAUCGCGAAAUAGAAGACCGCGAGUUUAAUCGCCGGCCCCGCGAGUGACACGCACUUUGCGUCUUGCCUCCGAACGUUCCGGAACGCCUGACUGUAUAAAACAUGGUUAACCCAGCAAUCAGCCGUAUCAUCGCCGGCCGGGCAUCCAGCCUUGUCAAGUGCGCUUCUCAGACUCCAAAAUUCUACUCUAGCGCCGCAGCACCGGCCUACGAAUUCAUCAAGGUCGAGAAGACCGGCGCGAAAAACAAUGUGGCCCUGAUCACGCUGAACCGGCCAAAGGCCCUCAAUGCCCUGUGCGCCCAGCUGAUGAGCGAGAUGAACCUGGCGAUAAAGCAACUCGACACCGACGAGUCCGUUGGUGCCGUUGUUAUUACCGGCAACGAGCGCGCCUUCGCCGCCGGCGCCGACAUCAAGGAGAUGAAGGACAAUACCUUCUCCCACAACGUAAAGACCAGCUUUCUCGAGCACUGGAACGGCGUCGCCGCCGCCAAGAAGCCGACUAUUGCCGCCGUUAAUGGAUAUGCCCUGGGCGGUGGUUGCGAGCUCGCCAUGAUGUGCGACAUCAUCUACGCGGGCGACAAGGCAAAGUUCGGCCAGCCGGAGAUCGCGAUCGGCACGAUUCCCGGAGCCGGUGGCACCCAGCGCCUGACUCGCGCCGUUGGCAAGAGCAAAGCCAUGGAGAUCGUUCUCACCGGCCAGCAGAUUACCGCCCAGGAGGCCGAAAAAAGCGGACUCGUCAGCAAGGUCGUCCCGGCCGAGCAGCUCGUGUCCGAGGCCGUCAAGCUCGCCGAGAAAAUCGCCUCGCACUCGCAGGUCGCCGUUGCUAUGGCUAAAGAUUCCGUUAACAAGGCAUACGAGACGACCCUCCAACAAGGCUUGGAUUACGAGAAGAGGCUGUUCUGGGCUACCUUCGCUACUGCUGACCAGAAGGAAGGCAUGAAGGCUUUCGCCGAGAAGCGCGCGCCUGAGUUCAAGAACGAGUAAAUGUCUGCAAAAUCCGAUAAUCAGUCGCAGAUCUAUAUACCUCUUCGAUGAAGAGACAUCACAGAAUUUUCGCAUUUUUUCGUACAUUCUCAGAGUUGGAGAGUAUACGCGUAUAUAUAUAUAGAGCCGUUGUUAAAGAUCUAUUUUUUAUAUAUGAGAAGUUUGUAUCGUUACUAAAUGUUGCAACAUGUACAUAUAAUGAGACAUAAAGAAGCUUUAGUAUGAAAUUUCA
Molecule: messenger RNA, 1223 nt
Organism: Nasonia vitripennis (jewel wasp)
Lineage: Eukaryota; Metazoa; Arthropoda; Insecta; Hymenoptera; Pteromalidae
Gene: Echs1
Product: probable enoyl-CoA hydratase, mitochondrial
Exons: 5
Coding region: 110-991 (293 amino acids)
Biological process (GO): fatty acid beta-oxidation
Cellular component (GO): mitochondrion
Molecular function (GO): enoyl-CoA hydratase activity
Source: RefSeq, a predicted model, not a curated record